Messenger RNA from Gadus morhua (Atlantic cod), 3426 nucleotides. RefSeq names its product RNA polymerase II elongation factor ELL2. Gene Ontology annotation, molecular function: cis-regulatory region sequence-specific DNA binding. The transcript has 12 exons. Gene Ontology annotation, biological process: snRNA transcription by RNA polymerase II; transcription elongation by RNA polymerase II; positive regulation of transcription elongation by RNA polymerase II. The coding region runs from base 70 to 1875 and encodes 601 amino acids. The record is from RefSeq and is a predicted model, not a curated record. NCBI's taxonomy places the organism in Eukaryota, Metazoa, Chordata, Actinopteri, Gadiformes, Gadidae. Gene Ontology annotation, cellular component: transcription elongation factor complex.
GUAGGAUAACUCCGCCCUGGUCCAAGUGACGUUUCAAUAGAAUGUCGCCAAUUCCCCUCAGUUGUAGAAAUGGCAGCGCUUAGACAGGAGCAUCGGUAUGGGCUCUCAUGUGUUAAAAUCAACAAAAUCGCCUCCAACAAAACUCUUUAUCACGUCAAACUGACUGACACUGCAAUCCGGACUCUCGAAGCGUACCAGAAUUUAAAGGAAUCACUUCCAAACCAGCCAGCGAUCUGCUUUAAGGGAAACCAAGGGUACAUUAAGAUCCCAGCGUCCACCGCUGAGACGCCCGACGCACUCCGAGUCUUCUCCUUCUACCUGUCCAGCGACAGCAAAGACAAACCUCAGGCCAGCUUUGACUGCAUUCACCAAUAUGUCUCAGGGGAGGGGCGUGAGCUGCUGGCCGGUAAGGGCAGCAUCCAGGACAAGAUCACGGUGUGUGCCACGGACGACUCCUAUCAGAUGACCCGCGAGCGAAUGUCCCAGGUGGAGAAGGACAUCUGGAGCCGCGCAGCCAUCGAGAUCAAGCCAGGUCCCAGUAAAUGUGUGAAGGUCCAGAGGAAGCAGGGCAGCGCGGUUUCAGGCUUGGACGGCAGCAACAGGCAGUCCCCGAGCAACAAGAGGAGCGCGGCCCCAAGCUCGGUGGCCCACCGGCCCCUGAGGGAACGCAUCAUUCACCUCCUGGCCUUAAAGCCCUACAGGAAACCCGAUCUGCUCCUGUGGUUGGAGAGGGAGCGGGCCAGCCUUAAGGACAAAGCAGACCUGACCUCCGUGCUGGAGGAGAUUGCUAAACUUAACCCCAAGGACCUGAGCUACACGUUGAAGGAGGAGCAUUACAGGCACGUCCAGCGCGAUUGGCCGGGCUUCGUAGAGGAGGAGAAGCAGCUCAUCCACAGGCUCCUGGCCAGGAAGCUCCCACCCCUCCAUGGCAACCAGGUAAAGAGCCUGCAGUCCAACCCUUCAUUGCACAAAGCGCCUGGGGAUUCCCCGUCGCAGCUCAGCCCUGCCAAACACCUCUCUGUGAAACGCCCUUUGCCUUCUGACUCUCAGGUCCUCUGUCAGACGCCCAAGAAGCAGAGACUAUUGGACCACGUUUUGCCUUUGCAGUCCCCGUCUAACGGGGAGGUCGGGCCUGGGAAGUCCCGUAGCUCUGCGGCUCCAGGGAACACCAGCGUACAGACCAAUACAGAGUUUGAAAGGACCCACAGUCACGCCCAGGGGAGCCCCACCGGCCCCUACCUGAGACCCACCCUAAGCCAACCCUCUGCGGCCCCCAGCCCCCAGCGGGCCGAGCGGGCCCCCCCGGCGCCCAGUCCCCGGGCCCCUCAGGCUAACGUCUCUGUCUGCGCGGAGCAGCGGCUCAUCAACGGCCUGCAGAGAAAGAAGAAAUCCAAAAAGCACAAGGACAAGGAGCGAGAGCGCUUGAAACCAAACUGGAUCGAGACCAGCCCAGACCAGAAGCAGAAUCAAGAGAACAUCAACGACCAAGAGGGGGACAGCACAUCUGUUACUCACGCCUCUGACGAGGAACUGCCCGACUAUUUAAUUAAAUACAGAGCCAUAGCAGCAUUGGAACAGCGCCAACAAUAUAAGGACGACUUCUGUGCGGAGUACGAUGAAUACAGAUCCCUUCAUGAGCGCAUCGGCACUGUAACAGAGAUGUUUGUUCAGUUGGGCUCCAAGAUCAACACACUCUCCCCAGGCACACAGGAGUACAAGCUCAUGGAAGACCAAAUAUUACAAAAAUAUAAAAAGUAUAAGAAGAAGUUUCCCGGUUAUCGGGAAGAAAAGAAACGAUGUGAGUACCUGCAUCAGAAACUUUCUCAUAUCAAAGGCCUGAUUCUGGAUUACGACCAAACACAGACUCCCACCUAGCAACUGGCAUUUGUCCUAGCUGCUGAGUGUAAUCCUCUUGGGCCAAAUUGCUCCAUAUGGACCAAUAGACUGUCAGGCCAUGGGGCCGGGAGAACUUGGAUGAGGCUUGUGUUACUUCACCAAGUGUUAAUUACAUCAACGAGAAGUUUGGUGUCAAACACUUUUUAUUUUUAAUUGGACCAAGACCACAAGCUUCUUAUCAAACGAUGUCCCCUGAGAAAAUGUUUUUGGAGUUGAUCUUUGAUGCAGUCGCUGGGUAUUUUCAAGCUGUAAAACGGUUAGAUUACUGUGAAAGCCAAAUGCAUUAUUAUGUUUUCCCGUGCAACAUAAUUAUAAACAAUCCUGCUGAAUUAAUUUGAUGCUCGGCCCUCCUCCUACGGAAUUAAAGUGAUCUUGAUUGUACAAUCAUAAGGGAAAAAUAAAUGCUGCAAUAUAAUUCCAAACAAGAAGGUUAUUGGCAGUGUUAGACCAUAAACCUUGAAAAAUAUGAGUUAAAAUCCAUAUGUGAAAAUAAUGAAAUGCUAUGUAAUAAUAACAUAACAAAAGACUUAUCAUGUCAAAAGCAGUCUAUUAUUUGCCACAUAUAAAAGGAAUCGACCACUUCAGACGCUAGAGGGAAGUGCCAUCUGUGCAUAAACUAUGCAUUUGAAAUGCAUACAUUUAUGUCAAGCAAUGCAAUAUAUCCUAACAGGCCAUGGUACUUUUCACACCAGUAUUGCCAUCCUUCCAAAGCAUAUUGGACUGCAAGCACUCCUCUGAAUAAACCUGUCGGUUUAUAGGCCUGCGCUUGUCAGGACCAACGUUUAUUGGAUCGACAACUAGCAUACCGGAAAUUGCCUUUACACCAUGUCAUGUAAACAAAUCCUUGAUGCAGUGCCAUGGAAGUAUCAUUUUGUAAACGCUGAAACGGCAGUCCAUUGCUGCUGUGGAUGAAUGGAUUUUGUAAUAAUGUCCAAAUGCCUUUUUUUUAAGCUUACAGGGUAUUACACGCAUGAUCAUCUCAGUGUUUUGGUUCUUUUUGGUUUUUCUAUCUUUAUUGUGUAUUUGUGUGGGGUAAUACAAGUUAGUUCUAUAAUGUAAUUCGGUGAAUGUUAUAUUUUGACAUUGCACUACUCAAUGUGGUCUUACGCCUUCUGAAAUGGAUUGUUUCAUGUGAAUUUGUUACAUAUAUGUGUGCAGGUACAUUCCCAUUAUUCAGGUAUAUUUGCAGGCGGUUGGAAAUGUCAAUGUCUGUUGACAAAAUUGGAAUCAGUCGUUAAACCGCUGUGAUUUCAUCAUAGAAUCUGUAAUAAUGCCUGAUACACAAUUCUGGACCGCCGAUACCCCAUUGUGCAACUGUUCGUUUUGUGAAGUUUAAAUUAUUUGUUUGAAUGUUCUUUUGUUUUGUUUAAUGCAAAUAUGAAUCAAGCCAAUUGUUUGUUUUUUUGUGCUGCACUUUUUUUGCCACAAUUUUCUCUUCAUAAAGGUCUUACUUGUUUUGUGUUUUAAAACAAAUUUGUUUUCUUACGUCAUAAAUUAUAUGAAAGAAAUACAUAAAAUGACUAAUUCACU